Molecule: messenger RNA, 1767 nt
Organism: Plasmopara halstedii
Lineage: Eukaryota; Oomycota; Peronosporomycetes; Peronosporales; Peronosporaceae
Exons: 3
Coding region: 1-1767 (588 amino acids)
Source: RefSeq, a predicted model, not a curated record
AUGGACAAUGCAUGCAAAGAGCAUGACCAUGAGCACGAAAUUCAGUGGCGUGACGAGUUGAAUACUAGGUAUAUCACUAUGAUGGAUGCUGACGAGGUUUGUUUGCUCUUUCUGGACGACCUUCUCACUGGUAUCUUCCAAGAAAUGCAAGUGCGUGCAGAAAAUCUAGCGCUUUUCUCAAUACCAGCACGUCAACUGUGCGUACAACUUUUCGAGAGUCUUAACGUGAGUGCAUUAAAACCAUCCCCAUCGCUGGAUCAAUCACCUGAUCGAUGGUAUACUAGAGAUCAGUCAAAUAUUCUACAAUAUGACCCUCAGCUUGGUGAUUUGUCAUCAGAUUGCUCGAAAAGCGCGCUACAACUUCUUGAUUCAUCUCAUUUGGAAGUAGGAGAAUCUAUCUGGACUAAGGAAGAGACUCCACCGCAAAGUAUUGAAAUUGAUCGUCAAGUUCCUGGUCAAAUUGGCAAAAAAGCGUCAACAAAUGCUGUUGAGCGUGCGAUGAAGCGUAAAGUUUUGCUUCAGAUGCCACGACGGCAAGGGAGUCGAUGGAAAACAGUGCAGAAUAAAGUUGUGACGGACUUAGGAAUCAAAUUAACGCGAGAUAACGCUACGAAACGGUCUGCUAGGAGUGUGAGCUCAGAAAAUGACGCAGACCAACCGAAAGCUGUGACAUCUGCUAACAUUUUUUCGUUGGAUAAACCGCAAGAGGUUUUAAGUCACGAAACCGCAUGUCGACAGGAUCUUUCGACGCAAGCUGAACAGGAAGUAGCUCGUCGUACUAUCACAACCAAAAGUGCAUUGCUAAGUAUCAAUAAAUCACCUCUUGGCAAUCCUGACGCGCUUGGCAUCUCAUCACGAGGUGAGUGUCAAGUCUCUUAUGCUAACGUCAGAGCGAAAUCGAUUGUCACAUUGGGAGUCGAGUCUCUUUCACCCACUCGACCGCUACAAGGUCGAAAGAAUGUCAAGAAUCCACGAAGUAAAUUCGAGUUAGAGCGCAAACCAUUGCUUUUUGCUAUUUCUGAUUGCGUACAAGAAGAGCCUGACGAACGACAUGCUGCUGUGUGCUCACCUAUCCAACAAUCUUGUCCAUUUUCACUACCUGAAAGUUUAAAACCUGAACCUCCUCUGCCGAUGUUGCCUUUACUCAAUUCUUCUAGUCUUGCUGUUGGAGUAAAAGCAGUUGUUGGUGGUGUUGAAAUUCGAGGACCAAAGCGAUAUCCAAGCCGCAAUGUACGACUUCGACUUCAUAAUUACAGACUCUCAGAAAAAGAGCUCAGCAGUUCAGACCAUGACUUAGCGGAUUGUGGCCAUGUGCCAUUUUCUCCUGUUCAAACGUCAGCUGUUCGAGAUGAAGAUUCGUAUCGAUUGCCGAUUCUUCCACUCAUGUCUCCGAUUAAGGCCAAUCCACUUAAACAUGUGACGCUUAAGUCACAGAAUUAUGAUGGUAUGAAGGGAAGAAUGACUAGAAUUUCCCCCAAGUCUCAUGUACGUCAACGACCUGUACCGAAAGUAAAACAACAAGUAUGGGAAAGCUCCAAUCCUUCGCCACCACGAGUUCGGAAUUAUCAUUUUGCAUCUGGUAAAAGUUUUCGAAAGAUUUUCUUUAGUCAUGACAAUGACGAAGAAUUAUCUUGUGUCAAAUUACAAGAGGAUGAAAGAGAGAAUGAUUAUCAGUCUUUGGUGGCACCACGACGAAAUGAUCUACCGGUAGUUGAUUUAUUCAAUUCAGAAUUAUUGGCUGAUUACGAUUGUGACAAUAAUUUUUAA